AUGCACAUGCCGCAGAAAGUGUUGCUGGCAUUGAUACUCAACUAUCCGCAACUUACAAGCUGCGGUACAAACUACGAUAAAAAUUACUUAGUCAUCAAGCACAAUGAAGCUUCAGAUUUUCUAGGAUAUUCGGAGGACCAUUCAAACUCUACGUUAUACAAGGUGAGGGCAGACAACAUUGACUACAAGUGCUGGAUCCCCUUUGUGUUGGAUGACGAAGAGACGGCGAGAAAGCAUGAUAUGGACAAUAUUCAGACGGAGCUUAAGAAGAGGGAAGCCAUUUCGGUGAUAAAAAACUUUAAUUUUCAAUGGCGGGAUCGGUUUGUUUCUAGAAAUGGUGGAUAUUGGAGUUACCAGCUUAGGUUUGAUUAUGAUAUUCGCCAGUACCACGAUAUGGGCGCUCGAAGGGAAAAUGGUGAGCCUAUGACAGUUGAUUUCAAGCUUGCAGCGUGGACAGAUCAUGAUCAGGACAUCUCCCUCUUUAGUAAACCAUCCUAUCAAAUGACGGACGAGAAAAACCCAUAUAAGUCUGAAUUAGACUUUGAGAUGAGAACCUCAGAGGAUGGAAAAAAGUACGUGACACAAAGGAUAGCCAAUGGUGAGAUAUGUGACUUGACCGGAUUACCACGCUCUGUCACAAUCAGUUAUCUUUGUAAUGACAAAGUGACCGUCCCAACUAUACGUAAUGUGCAUGAAUGGAAAACGUGCGAAUAUUCCCUUGAGCUAGAAAGUGACUAUUUCUGUGGUCACGACAUGUGGACGCUUCCGAAGGAACUGAUCAGUAACAAUGUCGAUUGCUAUCCUGACAUGUUUCAGGGAAUAGUGAGCCGUACUUUUGAUUUUGAGAAGAUGUCAUUGAAGCCUUUGACUGGGGGAAUAUUUAUGGGAUGGGAAGGAGAAAACGCCGUAAAGUUUGAUUUGAUUUUGACUAAGAACUAUAAAAUAAAAGACGAAGACAGUGAGGAUGAUGAGACCAACAACUCACAUUAUCAUCAUCUAUUAAUGGAUAUUUCACUAGGAUUUCAAACGUUGAUAAGAAAUGUACAAUUGUGGAGAGGUUCUGAGCGUAUCAAAUGGGAUACUAUCUUCAAGUUGGUUACAGAGCUUUAUGAUAUUGACCGUUCAUAUGUUGGUAACAUACAGUUGGAGCAAGAUGAGAACGGAUAUAUCGUAAGCUCUUUUACGGAUGAGCAAGUUCCUGAACAGUCCAAUUUCGUGGAUUCAGAGGUGCGAGUUUCAUAA
This is a messenger RNA of Pichia membranifaciens NRRL Y-2026, 1242 nucleotides long. RefSeq lists its product as hypothetical. Gene Ontology annotation, cellular component: endoplasmic reticulum lumen. Bases 1 to 1242 code for a protein of 413 amino acids. Lineage: Eukaryota; Fungi; Ascomycota; Pichiomycetes; Pichiales; Pichiaceae. The record is from RefSeq and is a predicted model, not a curated record. The transcript has a single exon. Gene Ontology annotation, biological process: retrograde protein transport, ER to cytosol; endoplasmic reticulum unfolded protein response.